UUACUUCAUCUGCCCAGCAUCUGAAUAUUGUGCCUACAAUCUCCUCCUCAUCUCUUUGGAAAUGGAACCCCUUCUCUUCCCAACUAUGCCUUUGAUUUUAAUCAUGACAAUAAUCUUCCUCUGCCCUCCUUCGUUUGUGUCUGCCAAUGAUGAGCGAUAUCAAAACUGCAGCUCAACAUUUCAGUGCGGAAACAUUACAAAUAUUGGCUAUCCUUUCUGGGGUUUGAACCGACCUGAUUAUUGUGGCAACCCCAACUUUAGGCUUAAUUGCAUUGACCAAACGGCCGUGAUCACCAUCAAGAAUUUAACUUACCAAGUGCUUGAAAUCGAUAGCGUGGCAAAGAAUCUUACGGUUGCCAGAACAGAUUACAUAGGAAGCAUCUGUCCUAACCUCCUUAUCAACACCACUUUGGAUUUUGUCCAUUUCAGCUAUGCUUCUGAUAUUCAGAAUGUAACUCUAUAUUACGGUUGCUCCUCCCCUUCAACCACGAUUGGCAUUGCAGGGUUUUCUCCUCAGUUUACAUGUAAAUUAAACGACACGGAUAUCAAUGGUUUCUACGGGACGAGGAACAUUGAUCUAGGUAAUUCUACAAUAAUCAAUCUCCUGAGGUCGUGCAACAAUAGCGUUGUCGUUCCAGCAACUGAAUCAGCUAUUAACUCUUUAGAGAAUAGUCUAAUAAGUCUAAACGAGGAGAAUUUGGUUACAGCUCUAGAGCAAGGUUUUGGAUUGCAAUGGCAAGCAAACAAUUCCGUUUGCGAGACGUGUAAAAUUUCCGGUGGGUCGUGUGGUUACAACACAACUACUAAUUCAUUUGCUUGUUAUUGCACUAAUCAGACUGAGUCUGAGCAGUACAAUUGUGGACGAUCUACAACAAAUCAACCCGAAUCAUCAUCAGGGGGCAAAUCUCGUAAAGUUUCACUUAAAAUAGGGAUUGCAAUGGCAGCUGCCACUGCUAUCCCCAUUUUUUUAGGAUGCUACUAUUGUUUCAAAAGGCAAGUAAUUUGCAGUGACAAAACAAUGACAUUGCAAUGGAAGAAUGCAAAACAAGAAGAAAAGAUAGAGGCAUUCAUUAUGAACUAUAAUUGUCUCAUGCCAAAGCAAUAUUCAUAUUCAGAUAUAGAGAAAAUGACAAACUCAUUCGAGUAUAAGCUAGGUGAAGGGGGAUUUGGAGGUGUCUACAAAGGAAAGUUACCAGAUGGUCGUUUUGUUGCAGUAAAAGUCCUAAAUAAGGCUACACCUAAUGGAGAAGAAUUUAUUAACGAAGUUGCAAGUAUUAGUAGAACCUCCCAUGUAAACAUAGUUUCCCUUUUGGGAUUUUGCUACGGAAGGACUAAAAGAGCAUUGAUCUAUGAAUACAUGCCAAAUGGAUCUCUAGAUAAGUUCAUAAAUGAUCAAUGUUCUGAGCAUAACAAAUGCCGGUUAGAGCAGAAAAUAUUACAUGAUAUUGCAAUUGGCAUUGCUAGAGGUCUAGAAUACUUACAUCGUGGUUGUAAUACCAGGAUCGUGCAUUUUGACAUAAAACCUCAAAAUGUUCUCCUAGAUGAAGAUUUUUGCCCAAAAAUCUCAGACUUUGGUCUUGCAAAGCUAUGCAAGAGAAAGGAAAGUAUAGUCUCAGUGCUGGGUGCGAGAGGGACUCCAGGAUAUAUAGCUCCAGAAGUAUUCAUGAGAAGCUUUGGUAGAGUUUCUUACAAGUCUGAUGUGUAUAGUUAUGGAAUGAUGAUUCUUGAAAUGUUUGGAGGAAGAAACAAUAUUGAUGUUGGAGCAUCUCAAAGCAGCGAAAUGUAUUUUCCGGAUUGGAUUUAUAAGCAUCUUGAAUUGGGGCAGAAUUCUAUUCUUGAUGAGAAUAUAACAGUCGAGGAAGCAGAGAUAAUCACCAGAAAGAUGUACAUUGUGGGUUUUUGGUGCAUUCAAACCAAUCCCUCAGAUAGACCAUCAAUGACAAAGGUCUUAGAGAUGCUGGAAGGUGGUCUUCAAUGCUUGCAAAUUCCACCAAAACCUUUGUUACUUUCUACAGCUACACCCCUGAAGCACUCCACAACAGCACAUCUGUGGUCACAAAGCAAUGCAGAGGUGGUUUUGUCAUUAACUGAAGUUGAAUUAGCACCCAAUUCAAAACUGUAACUGGUUAUUAAUAUGCAACUUUAGGAUUUGAGAUGAAAAACAUGGAUUUAUCUGGUGUUUCUAAGAGCUUAAAUAAGACUACUGUUAUCUUCCAA
Hevea brasiliensis (rubber tree) is the source of this 2217-nucleotide messenger RNA. RefSeq names its product LEAF RUST 10 DISEASE-RESISTANCE LOCUS RECEPTOR-LIKE PROTEIN KINASE-like 2.1. The coding region runs from base 62 to 2122 and encodes 686 amino acids. Gene Ontology annotation, biological process: protein phosphorylation. Gene Ontology annotation, molecular function: protein kinase activity; ATP binding; polysaccharide binding. The record is from RefSeq and is a predicted model, not a curated record. Lineage: Eukaryota; Viridiplantae; Streptophyta; Magnoliopsida; Malpighiales; Euphorbiaceae. The transcript has 3 exons.